This is a messenger RNA of Cylindrotheca closterium, 1875 nucleotides long. The record is from the annotation of a GenBank genome assembly. Lineage: Eukaryota; Bacillariophyta; Bacillariophyceae; Bacillariales; Bacillariaceae.
AUGACCACACCUGUGUCAAUCUCAAACCCAUCAUCCUUUUGUGGAUUCAUUUGGUCAGGCCCAAGGGCUCAUGAUCAGAAGUCGGCAGACAGGAGGAUGGCCACUGACGAAGGGUAUGAAGCCAUGAUCGGUGAAGGGAUGAAGAAUCUAUCAUUUAAUGAGAUUCAAAAAGAGCAAGAAGUGCUUCAUGGAAUUACAGACAACGUUGAUCUAAGUGAAAGUGCCACAGAUGAACUUCUCCUAACGCUAACAGGUCACCUGAAUCGUCUAAAGAAAGGCUCUGCAUAUGAAACCGCCGAAAGAAAAAGCACAGCUCAUGCCGCGAAUAGAGACCUGCAGAUGGCUUUCUUAAGAGCCAAUCGGUUUCAUCCUAAAGAGUCAGCCGAGAAAAUUAUCAAGUUCUUCAACAUGAAACAAGACCUCUUUGGUGAAGAGAGCUUGAACCGGGACAUCACCGCACAAGAUUUGAAUGACGAUGACAUGAAGGCCUUGUCUGAAGGUUAUUUCCAGUACUCCCCAUUUCGUGAUCGAUCAGGACGGAAACUAUUACUUACCUUCCCUGGCCUGCGAACCACGGGAAAUGUCCGUGCUGAGCUCCGAGUAAGAUACUAUGCCAUGGCAAAUUGUGUUGAAACAUUGGUUGACAUCAGCAAAGGAGUAGUCGUUGUAAACUAUAUGGUAAAACAGUAUCAAGAUCGUUGGGAUUCAGCAGGAUACAUAGAAGCAACAGAGCUGUUCAACGUCGUUCCUUUGAACACUGCUGGAAUCCACACAUGUGUCUGUACCAAAAUGGAAUCCAUGAUAAUCAAUGCAUGUGUUGCAUUGAUGCCUUAUCGCACUCGCGUCAAGUCAAAAGUGCAUUUGGGAAGUCAUGUCGAAUGUCAGUACUUGCUUGCAACCUAUGGUAUCACCAAAGGAGCGCUACCACUGAGGGGUGCGAACCAUGAUAUGGACUUGACCUAUUGGAAUACUUGGUUCCAACAGCGGAAGAUACAAGAGCAACGGGAGCAUCCAUCACGAAUCCAAUUUCACCGUAACUCCUCCUCGAUGGAAUCAUCAUCCAUCGCAUCGCAACUUAACAAAAACAACAAUGCUGCUAUUGUGAGCCACGGUCCCAUGUCGUCGAUCAGUGGUAAUGAAAACGAUGUGCUGUGUCUGGGUAGAAUUGUCAAACGUAUGGGUAAUGAACGGUUGCAUUCGUUGGGACUCCUCUAUGCAACGGCAUAUGACAAUGGUAGUGUUGCCGACCGGCGUAAGAUUGUCAAUGGGAUUAUCGACGAGAUUCAUCGGCACGGCGGUAGAUUCCUAAAACCAGAUUCCUCCUCAGAUGCAAGAUCACUUGAUGAUGACGAAUCACCACCGCGCCUGAAAGAGCUUUCGCUUAAUGAACAGCGUACAAAAGUCAUGCAGCUCUUUCGCAACUUGCGGCGUCGUCAGGCUAGAGGAAACGGCCCAGUAUCCACUGCUCCAGCAUUGGCAGAAUCAUCAUCAUCAUCGUCGGUACCAGCAACUUCAAGUUCAGCGUUGCCAGCCUUGACGCCAUCUGGAACGUUAGCAGUGUCCUCUGAAACAUCGCCACAACAGCCUCCAAUGAUUGUGAGUCGACCAAAUCCAGAGGAUGUCUUGUUUGGACAGCAAAACGAAAAUCCGGGCAACCAACUGCUACGGGAGCUCGUUGGUAGUUUGUCAGAAGAGUACAACCGCGCCGGGCGCGGAGAGAAAAAGAAGAUUGCCGCACAGCUGGCCAAUAGCAUACAUGAAAGUGGGGGACGGUUUCUAAAGCCGAUGGACGAUGGGAGAUGGGAGAUUGCACCUUUUGAAGUUGCUUGCGACAAGAUUUCGAAGCACUUUCGUAAUAUCAGAAGAAAACGAUGA